Meleagris gallopavo (turkey) is the source of this 2047-nucleotide messenger RNA. It is a transcript of the gene SNRNP35, whose product is annotated as small nuclear ribonucleoprotein U11/U12 subunit 35. NCBI's taxonomy places the organism in Eukaryota, Metazoa, Chordata, Aves, Galliformes, Phasianidae. Gene Ontology annotation, molecular function: mRNA binding; snRNA binding. Gene Ontology annotation, biological process: mRNA splicing, via spliceosome. Gene Ontology annotation, cellular component: U12-type spliceosomal complex; precatalytic spliceosome. The record is from RefSeq and is a predicted model, not a curated record.
GUGAGAGAAGGUGGCUUUUGGUUUAUGCUGUAAUUCUGUAUAAGUAACUGCACAAAGUUACCUGAACCCAAAAGCAGCAUUUACACAGUCUUGGAACAAAGCUCUGGGGUCAUUAACAGCAUAUUUUAAACUUUCCUGACAAUUUUUAACUUGGCCUGUAGUAAGCAUGUGUCACAAAUGAGAAAUCAAAGAUAAGAAGCUGUUCCAGUGGCUGCACAGUGAAGAUAGUCAGCCACGAUGGGGAAGCUGGUGCCUCACCACUAUGCGAGAACGGCAGCUGUGCAGACAGUUUGUAAACUGGCUUCUUGGAUUUAACUUUAACUUUGUCUUAACUUGUUGCAAACAAGGCAAAGGGCAGCCUUACUGAGCCUAAAAAUUUGUUGCUUUGUUAUCUCAGAUGAAAUCCUUAUUUCUCAAACUUUGUCAGUCUAGAUUAAAAAAUUACUUAUUGCUCCAAGGACCUUAUAAUACAGCCAGAAGGAUGAGGGGCAAAGGUGGAUUAGGAAAACAGCCUUGGAGGUGAAGCAGUUCGCAGCACAAAAGGAAGACCCUUCCUGAUUCUCAUCUUCUCCCAAGCUGCUCCCUUCUAGAAAGUCUGAGAUUCUGCUCUGAAGAAACUUAGUCAACACAGAGUUUUGCAAGGAACUGUAGCUAUUGGCAUUCUUUAAAAAAAAACAAAAAAAAACCACAGAAACAACAGAAAAAAACAGCUUCUCUUCAAUGAUAGCAGAAGAGCUUAACAAUCUGCUUUCUACAUUUCUACAUGCCAUACACAUGCUGGGAGCAAAGGAACAGUAGAUAUGCUAGCAGACCCCCAUCCGCACUCAAAGGCAAGUUGGAGGAGGAAGUAAAUGUCUACAACAGCAAAAUGGAAACCCCCAUGAUCUUCCGCGAUGAACGAUUGGGCGCCCAUAGCGAAGGAGUACGACCCUCUGAAAGCGGGGAGCAUCGACGGCACGGAUGAGGAGCCCCACGACCGUGCUGUGUGGAGGGCCAUGCUGGCGCGUUAUGUCCCCAACAAGGGCGUCACCGGAGAUCCUCACCUCACCCUGUUUGUAGCGAGGCUCAAUCUGCAGACAACGGAGGAGAAAUUAAAGGAGGUCUUUUCCCGAUAUGGAGACAUCAGAAAGAUCCGUCUGGUUCGAGAUCUGGUCACGGGAUUUUCCAAGGGUUAUGCAUUUAUCGAGUACAAGGAAGAACGCGCUCUGCUGAAGGCCCAUAGAGAUGCCAACAGGCUGGUUGUCGAUCAGCACGAGGUCUUUGUAGACUUCGAACUGGAAAGAACUCUCAAAGGAUGGAUUCCUCGGAGGCUUGGAGGCGGUUUUGGAGGCAAAAAAGAAUCCGGGCAGCUGCGGUUCGGAGGACGGGACAGACCUUUCCGGAAACCCAUUAAUUUGCCAAACGUGAAAAAUGAUUUCUAUGGAGAAGGCUCAGCAGAGAAAAGAAACUGGUCUCGAGAGGGAGCAAGGGACUGGAGAACAAGAGACCGAGAGCAUGAAAGGAGCAGAGAGAAGAGAGGGCCAGAAAGAGAGCGGUCGUGGGGUUGGGCUGACAGUGAGAGAGAAAGAGACUCGAAAGAGGAGAGGAGCAGAGGGAGAGAGAGGAAGGACAGAGACAGAAAGGACAGAGAGAGAGACAGGAGCAGGGAAAGAGAUGCCAAGAAGCAAAGAGAUGAUGAUAAGCAUCGAUAGCUGGCAGCACCUUGUCUUAAGGGAAUGAUGGGAAGUUUGAGUAUGGUGACUACUCUUUUCUGUCUCUAAGUAGCGUGACCCUUAAUGCUGCCUGGGGGCAUGCCUCUGCUGUCAUGGUGAAUGAACUGGUAUGGAGGAGGUGAUGCAGGAAAAAGCUGUACCUUCUGGAGGAUGUGGACAUGACUCUGUUGUAGGUGUCACCUUCAGCGUGGGGCUGUGAGCUACAUUACCCAAACAAGCAGUGUUCAUGUUAUUGUCUUGUGCCCUUGAUGUUUAUCUGCUAGAAGCUCUCUAUAGAGUGGUUCCUAGUGCAAUUGUUCUUCAGAGAAAUUAAACUUUUCUAUUAAUAUUUUAAA